AUGUCAGAGGACGAUGACAUGAUGCUUAUGAAUAUAAGCACGUCUGUGGAUAACCCCAUUUCACAAUCUGGGAGUGCGAAAGUAAGUGGAGGUCGCUGGAAAGACAGACGAAAGGCGAAGAUGAUGUUGCAAGGAAAGAAUUCGCACGUAAAGAGAAAGGCCUCUACUUUGAUCGAUUCCAAUAAGAACACCGAUUUCAAUGAAUCUGCUGAUAACAGUACAAAUGAAAUGCCACGUAAACAAGCGAAAAUUCAAAACAGACCACUUCCUCCCGUUAAUCAACAAGUGAUUUCAUCACUAUUCACAGCUAGCAGAGAAAUCUCUACCGCUGUCAAUAAUAAUGAACAUGAUGAUAAUAUUGAAAUUAAUCCUUCGAAUGCUCCUUUGCUUCAGGAUUCCUUCGAGGCGCUUGGAGUCUCUGAAACUAUCUUACCGCAUUUAAGUGAAAAAAUGAAAAUCACAAAACCUACCAGAGUUCAGAAGUUAAGUAUCCCCAAUCUAGUGGCAGGGGACAAUGAUAUUUUUAUCCAUGCUCAAACCGGUUCCGGAAAAACUUUAGCAUUUCUCUUACCCAUCUUGACACGCAUACUCGACAUGAAGACGCGUGUAGACCGUCAGAGUGGCUGUUUUGCAAUGAUCAUCACGCCAACCCGUGAAUUGGCCUCCCAGAUAUACAGCGUUAUGGCGCUUCUCACGCAGUGUUGUCAUUAUCUGGUACCGUGUCUGUUGAUCGGUGGUGAACGUAAGAAAUCGGAAAAAGCAAGACUACGGAAGGGGUGUAACUUUAUCAUUGGAACACCGGGCCGAAUCUUAGAUCAUUUGCAAAAUACGAAAGUUAUUCGGGAGCAGCUGUGUUCCACUUUGAGAUAUCUUGUCUUGGAUGAAGGAGACAAGCUAAUGGAAUUGGGAUUCGAGCAAACCAUAACUGAGAUAAUCAAACUACUAUACGACCUUCCCCUGGAUACAAGCAAGUUUUCAAAUCUUCCCGACCGUAUUAUACACGUUUUGUGUAGUGCAACAAGAAAAGGUGGUGUUAACAAGCUGGGAAAUCUUGCUCUGCAUGAUUAUAAACUAAUAAGUAGUGGACAGAAGCAGGAAGAAAUGAGCACUGUUCCCGACCAGUUAUUACAAAAGAUUGCAAUUGUACCACCUAAGUUGAGAUUAGUGACUUUAGCCGGUGUGUUGAACAACAUUACUCAAAAACAACUAUCUGCUGAAAAAAUGGCUACUGUGCGGACAAUUGUAUUCUUGUCCUGUUCUGACAGCGUUGAUUUUCAUUAUGAAGCAUUUUCAUCUACUGACGCCAACUACCGAACCCUUGUGGGCGACUCCGUGAGAUUGUUGACCAAAGAUAACCAUAUUUUACCAUGCUUACAAAAGGCCGAUAGAUCUGAAUUGGUUUUCUACAAGUUACAUGGUUCACUAUCACAACAGAUUCGUACUGCUACUCUCCAAAACUUUUCCACAGAAUCUGAAGCAACAAAGGGUAAACAUUUAGUCAUGUUUUGUACAGACGUUGCCAGUAGAGGGUUGGAUCUUCCUCAUGUGAGCACAGUAAUUGAAGUCGAUCCUCCAUUUGCCGUUGAAGAUCACCUGCAUAGAAUCGGGCGUACCGCUCGUGCUGGUGUGAGUGGUGAGUCGUUAUUGUUUCUUUUGCCCGGAGAAGAAGAAGGUUACAUGGAUUAUAUCAAACCAUACCAUCCACAAGGGUGGAAGCUGUUGAAGUAUGAGCAAGAUAUUUUAAAGCCCGCCUUCCAAGAUUCAAGUGUUAAGAAAAGCGACAGCAAGUCAAGUAGCAAACCCGAUAAGCUUUCGACUGAAUGGGACAACAAUGCGACAACUUGGCAUCUCAACAUUGAAAGAAGAGUUUUGGAGGAUCAGGCUUUUAAGGAUUGUGCUAUGAAAGGUUAUACGAGUCAUAUUAGAGCAUAUGCUACACAUCUUUCACAAGAGAAGAAGUUUUUUAAUUUAAAGUGCCUACACUUGGGUCAUCUAGCGAAGAGCUUUGCCUUGAGAGAGCGUCCCAAAGCGAUGGGAAAUGCCAAUGCAAAGAAGAGAGUCGGCGAAGAAACUCAGAAACGUCCAAAAGAGGAUGCAAAAUCCAAAAUGCUUCGGAUGGCACGUCAAACUCUUAAAGAAAGUGUUAGCGAGUUCAACUAUUAA
This is a messenger RNA of Lachancea fermentati, 2163 nucleotides long. The record is from the annotation of a GenBank genome assembly. Lineage: Eukaryota; Fungi; Ascomycota; Saccharomycetes; Saccharomycetales; Saccharomycetaceae.